Molecule: messenger RNA, 2770 nt
Organism: Mytilus trossulus (common blue mussel)
Lineage: Eukaryota; Metazoa; Mollusca; Bivalvia; Mytilida; Mytilidae
Product: protein-glutamine gamma-glutamyltransferase K-like
Exons: 13
Coding region: 499-2610 (703 amino acids)
Biological process (GO): peptide cross-linking
Molecular function (GO): protein-glutamine gamma-glutamyltransferase activity
Source: RefSeq, a predicted model, not a curated record
GAUGGAAUAAUCUCUGAGAUCAGAUGUAACGUAUUCAAAUGACAACAUAAUCCAACAUUGGAAUCAUUCUAUGACGAGUCAUUGAAAUGUACAUCCUAUAGCACUGACAUCGACACGUUAUUGCUAUAGACAAGCUUAUGUCACCAGCAUGUUCGAUUAACAUUUACAGGUGAAUAUCCUGUAGCAGUCGCCGUACACCAUUAAUCCUUUAUUGUCUAUACAAUCAAUUUCAGUUUACUUUAUUGAAGAGAUUACUUGUGUAGAUGAUUGAAAGAAAACUCUAGUCUAUUAUCCUAAAUCGACAAGAAAUUGAUGUAGUAUUUUCGAGUGCACUUAGCAGUUUAGUUGAAAUAUUUCAUUAAUCAAAUUGAUAUCUCUAGAAAACAAUAUGAUGUAGAGAGGCAUUCAAAAAACAGAAAGUUUAGUGAAGGGGCCAAUUCAGAGAACACUGAAUAAUUGAUCAAACUGGUGCAAUGUAGAAAACUUUCGGAUAUUAAAAUGUUAAAUUGUUUGCAUCGGAUGAAAAGCAACAACAUCUAUGAAGUUCUGUUAAAGCCAAAGUCCGUCGAACUGCAACGAUCCCUAAAUCGACAAGCCCACAAGACCAGUCUUUAUGAAAUACCCAAUCUGAUCCUUAGACGUGGACAAUCGUUUGACAUCAGUAUCACAUUUGAUAGAACAUUCAGUGAAGCAGACGAUGAAAUUGUUCUCAGAUUUGUUACAGGGCGCCAGCCUAUGCAAAGUAAGAGUACUGUAAUACCAGUAACUAAAGUUCGUAAUCUUCAGCCAGGAGAAUGGGGGUAUCAGAUAACAUCAACGGAGGACAAAAAAGUCAGUCUAAAGAUUUGCACCGGAUCGUCUUGUGUUGUUGGGAGAUACACAGUGUACAUCGAUACUAUUCAUAGAAACAAUGACAAGAGAGAAGAGAAGUACCGCUAUACUCACCCUGAUGACAUCUUUAUUAUUUUUAAUCCUUGGUGUGGAGCUGAUACUGUGUUCCUUGAAGACGAAAAUGAAAGGGAAGAGUAUAUACUAAAUGAAACUGGAAGGAUAUGGAUGGGAACGGUUGGAAAAUUUAGUGUUAGACCAUGGAACUUUGCUCAGUUUGACGAUGUGUGUUUGAUGGCAGCUCUUGCAAUGCUUGAAAAGUCAGAGUUAGCAGACUCUGCUAGAGGAGACCCUCUGUUGGUUGUCCGUGCAAUAUCGAGUGUUAUCAAUAACAAUGAACAUGAUGGCGGAAUAUUAGUCGGUAACUAUUCUGGUAAAUACGACGACGGAGUAGCACCAUAUGCAUGGAACGGAAGUUCAGCAAUUUUGGAAGAAUACUUAAAAAAACGAAAAGGAGUAAAAUAUGGACAAUGUUGGACGUUCGCUGCUGUUGCCACUACAGCACUAAGAGCACUUGGAAUACCCACCCGCUGUGUCACAAAUUUCAUAUCAGCGCAUGACAGCGAUUUUAGUACCCAAAUAGACAAUUUCUGGUCACCUGACAACAAACCGAGAAAACGACUGAAUGAUACAAUAUGGGAUUUUCAUGUCUGGAAUGAAUCUUGGUUCAAAAGACCUGACUUGCCUGAUGGUUAUGAUGGCUGGCAAGCCUUUGAUCCAACACCACAAGAGUGCAAUGAAGGUGUGUUUACUUGUGGGCCAGCCUCAGUUAAAGCAAUAAAACAAGGAAAGUUGUAUCUUGGGUUCGAUACAAGAUUUUUGUUCGCUGAAGUGAACGGAGACCGAAUUCAUUGGACAAUCGACGCUGAGGGGAAUAUGGAAGCUUUUGCGGAAGAAAAAACUAUUGUAGGAAGGUUUCUUAGUACAAAAGCUGUAAAUACAAUUUCCAGAGAAGAUGUAACUAGUUCUUACAGAUAUGCAGAAGGAACGUCCGAACUUGAAGAAGCCAUUAGACUAGCAAAGAAAUUGUGUGCAAGGAAAGAUAUAAAAAUUGAUUCUCCAUCGGCUGACGAUAUAGAAUUCAACUAUAAUGGCAGCGUACAAAAGAAUGGUGACAUCGAUGUAGAAGUUAAAAUGAAAAAUAUCGGCAAGGAGUCGAGAGUUGUCGACAUUUAUAUUACCGCAAUAGCAACUAAGUAUACUGCAGUUCCGUCCAAUGAUCUCAAAGAUAGUCUAGCUGCAAGUGUCCUUGAACCCGGUGCAGAAAAUGAAACGAAGCUGAGUUUGAAAGCAUCAGACUAUAUCAGUUCAAUUGAUACUGACAGUCAUGUGAACAUUUAUAUCAUAGCAAAUGUAAAAGAGACAAAUCAGAAAUAUAUUUGUAGAGAAAUAAUCAGAUGUGAGAGACCGAAUUUGGAACUUAAAACUGAAGGUAAUGCAACAGUCGGAAAACCUUUUGAUGUUAUAGUUAAGCUUGUAAAUACUUUGUCAAUCCCUCUAACUGGGGGUUAUAUAAAUCUUGAGGGACCAGGUAUGCAGAAAGUCAGUGCUGUUAAGAUAAAAAAACCGAUAAAUCCCAAUGAAGAAAUUCGAGAAACGAUUCAAAUCAAGCCUAGAAGAGCGGGGAGGAGAGAAAUUAUAGCAAAUUUCCAUUGUAAACAGUUGUGUGAUGUCACUGGUGUAACGGAAGUAGAAAUAUCAGGAGAACCAAAUAAAUCUUAAUUUUUGUGAUAAAACUCUGAACAGGUUUUUCGGUUGUGAUCUGAUUUUCGAAGCUGUGGUGUUUCUUGCAAAUAUAACAUGCUAAGUGUAUCUUUAAUUAUAUUUCAUUUUAUUUCUUCAUAAUUUGUACAAAAAAUACUUAUUAAAAUUAUUUAUGCUA